AUGGAUAUCCUUAUCAUUACUUGUCUUGUUCUAGUUGACUUUUUUAAUACUGUUGGCUUGUUGAGGAUUGUCGGGGUGCUGAUACCCUUAUGCCUUCUUGUUGUUACCACUGUUGUCCUCAUCUGGGCAUUAAUGGUAGCAUACGUUCGCCGAAAGUUAAAUUUGUUCUGCCAGGACAUUUCAAAUCAGGAAAAAUGCCUCUUAGGAAGACCUCUGUUCUUCCCCUCACGGCUGACGCAUGCGAGAAUGUUUCCUGAGAAAUAUCAUUAUGGAAUUGACUACUUUCUCGUUGGAAUCCCCGUUGGAUUACGUGGUCGAGUCGGAGCAUUGAUUGCCAUUGACAGUGAUGAAUCAGAUCAACAAUUUCCAGCCACCUCUUUUCAUAUCUUUGCUAAAAAGCUCUUCCGAAAGUUCCUCUGGUUCAGCAUGGACACAAGUCAAUAUCUUCAUCGCGGAGACGGCCAUAUGAGCUUGACUCAAAAAUUAGAGAUCUUCUUGAAGGAGAGGGGCGAGGAUAUAUCCAAUUAUCCUUACGCAUAUCUCAUCGGAAUUCCGCAGUUCUGCUGGUGGACUAAAAGCCCAAUAUCCUACUGGUAUCUGUACUCUCCUUCCAAAGAACUGAGUGCGAUAAUUAUGGAAAUCAACAAUUCAUACGGAGAGAAAAAGAACGCUUUUUGUCAAUUGAUCCGAGAAGAGAACUCCUGUUUUGAAACAAAGAAACCUUCGCAAACCGUCAGCACUGCGUUGGGAACGGGUAAUACAGGCAUUCAAACAGUUCGAUUCGUAUCGUCUGCGCCCAAUGCCAAAUAUUAUAAAGGCAGCUGGAACAAAGAUAUCUUUGCUUCGCCAUUUGAAAAGGUUGAGGGCUGGUUCAACCUGCGCUUCAUGGAUCCUCUUGACCCGUCGCCUGAGAAGGGAGGUCCACUUCAUUCCAACAUGACUCUAAUGAGCAAGGAGGGCAAGCCCAAGUUGUCUAGCCGCUUGUUUUCAAGCGGUCCGCCUUUUGACCCUCUGUCAGCCUCACCGUGGGGAAUGACCAAGUUCCUUAUCAGCUGGUCAUUUGUUAUUCCGGCGUCUAUAGGGCGAAUUGUGGUGGAGGCUCUUCGAAUCCGGUUUCGAGGCAAUAUGCCGUAUCUGAACAAACCGGAUGUGAAGAAGAACAAUAUCCCACGUAACGCAUCGAAGCCAGAAAGUUCUGGAAACAUUUCUCCGAAUGUAUCUCUCGGAAAUGGUGAAUCAAUGUCAGAUUCCUCUGGAAGUGAUUUAUACACCUUCGAAGUCACUCGGCCUCCAUCCUAUCUCUAUGCAUUCUCCAGUUAA
Molecule: messenger RNA, 1320 nt
Organism: Penicillium brasilianum
Lineage: Eukaryota; Fungi; Ascomycota; Eurotiomycetes; Eurotiales; Aspergillaceae
Source: the annotation of a GenBank genome assembly